Zingiber officinale is the source of this 1336-nucleotide messenger RNA. RefSeq names its product WAT1-related protein At5g07050-like. Gene Ontology annotation, cellular component: plasma membrane. The coding region runs from base 99 to 1241 and encodes 380 amino acids. The transcript is spliced from 7 exons. Gene Ontology annotation, molecular function: transmembrane transporter activity. The record is from RefSeq and is a predicted model, not a curated record. Lineage: Eukaryota; Viridiplantae; Streptophyta; Magnoliopsida; Zingiberales; Zingiberaceae.
AUCUCAUACCAAGCUACUGGAUCGCAAACUCAUUCUCUGUCGAUAAAUACCCAUUGUCUUUGAUUACGAAGUUGUUCCACAACAGUCAAGUUUCCGAAAUGAAGAAUAACCAAGGAAGAUGGAGCAGGUACUUUGUGACUUGCAAGCCUUACCUUGCAAUGAUCUCGCUCCAAUUUGGCUAUGCAGGCAUGAACAUCCUCACCAAAUUCUCCCUCAACCAUGGCAUGAGCCACUAUGUCCUGGUGGUCUAUCGACACGCCUUUGCCACUCUCUCCAUUGCCCCGUUCGCCCUCAUUCUUGAGAGGAAUUCACGUCCGAGGAUGACUUGGCCAAUCUUUAUGCAAAUAUUUGCGCUUGGACUGCUCGGGCCGGUCAUCGACCAGAACUUCUACUAUGCUGGCUUGAAGUUCACCUCACCAACCUUCUCUUGCGCAAUGAGCAACAUGUUACCUGCCAUGACAUUUGUGUUGGCCAUCAUAUUCAGGAUGGAGAGGCUUGACCUGAAACAAGUGAGGAGCCAAGCCAAGUUGAUUGGAACUCUGGUGACAGUAGCUGGAGCCAUGCUGAUGACCCUCUACAAAGGACCUAUCAUGCACAUGGUCUGGACCAAGUACAUGCCCAUUCAUCCCAGCGAAUCUGACUCAGCCACCGAUGAUUCGUCUGGCAAGAACUGGUUCAUGGGCUGCAUCUUCCUCAUCAUUGCAACUCUUGCGUGGGCAUCUUUCUUUGUCCUUCAGACUGCAGCAUUGGAGAGAUACAGAGCCCACUUCUCGCUCACCACAUUGAUAUGCCUUAUUGGCACUCUCCAAGCCAUUGUUGUCACCUUUGUUAUGGAGCACAAGUUUUCUGUGUGGAGCAUCGGGUUCGACAUGAACCUCCUUGCUGCUGCCUAUGCUGGUAUAGUGACAUCCGGUAUUGCCUACCACGUACAAGGUUUGGUGAUUCAAGACAAAGGACCAGUCUUCGCAUCUGCCUUCAGCCCUUUGAUGAUGAUUAUAGUGGCCAUAAUGGGCUCUUUCAUUCUUGCAGAGAAAAUAUAUUUGGGAGGUGUGAUUGGUGCAGUCCUUAUUGUUGCUGGCCUGUACUCGGUUCUCUGGGGAAAGCACAAGGAAGACAAGGAGAAGAAGCAGAUGGAGGCCAUGGAAAUUCCAAUGGCCAUGAAGGAAGCUCAAGGAGUCAUGGAACCAGAUGAUGUAGUGGAGAAGGCCACAGCAAAAGAAGAACAUGACAUGAUCUGCUGAGGAUGAGGCUGCUGUAGAAGUUAGUGUUCAGAUCAUAGUAAAUCAGUGAAGGUGAGAAAGGGAUUUCGAGUAUCUCAUUGUCGAAUAUAUCGAUA